Messenger RNA from Auxenochlorella protothecoides, 864 nucleotides. RefSeq lists its product as hypothetical. Lineage: Eukaryota; Viridiplantae; Chlorophyta; Trebouxiophyceae; Chlorellales; Chlorellaceae. The coding region runs from base 1 to 864 and encodes 287 amino acids. The transcript is spliced from 3 exons. The record is from RefSeq and is a predicted model, not a curated record.
AUGAAGACCGACUGCCAGCAUACAUUUACCAUCAAGCAGCUGAGGCAAGACUCCAAGAACAGCAUUGUCUUCUACCCUGACAUUGGGCAUUCGGGCCACAGUGACGCCACUUUCCAGUGUCUGCGCCUGUCCCGGUGCCCGACCUCUGAGACAGCGAGCACAGAGGUGCUCCUGACGCGGGUUGCGUGGAUCGUCCCCACCUUCCGACAGGGCCUGGCCUGGCACAGGGACGAGAAGCCGUUCCGGAAGCUGCGCCACCAGGCAUACGUCGGCAGGGAGCGGGCCAUCAAUUGGCUGGCGGAGCAGUUCCGGCCCCCCCUGGGCAUGACUACGGUCGUGGGCCGGGUGUGCAGGGUGGUGGUGGUCGACGAGCACAGGUCAUCAAAGCUGUGUUGCGCCUGGCACGCCACCCUGCACGCCCACCAGUAUGAGCGGGUGCGCAACCGAGAGGAGAAGCUGGUGGACGUGUGGGACACUAAGCGCUGUGUCAACAAGGGCUGCAGAGUCCAUGUUGUCAACCGCGACGUCAACGGGGCUGCCAACAUGCUGAUGCUGACCAAGUGCUUUUUUGCGAAUACACCUCGUCCCACAACUUUUGGUGGACCCUCUGCUUCCCCUUCCUUUCCCCCCACCCUCCCACCCACCCGGUUCGCCAUUAGAGGCAACCAACUGCGCCAGCGAUAUCCCGUCCAUGGGAAUAAGCUGCUAGCAACCGGCGCAAGCCCAGUAGGGGAACAAGGGUAUUCCGUGCUUUCCCUUUCUGCUCACGGAUGCCACCCCCACUCGUUGCCAUGUUGCAUCAUGAAGGGACAGUGGUUGUCACGACGGAUGAAGAAGAUCAACAGGAAUCAAUGCCUCGUCUGA